GCAGGCAGACAGACAACGUGCACAUGCAGCACUCCAGCCUUCUCAUGUUGCAAUUAAUCUCCUUCAUGCAAUAUUCUAUCUAGCCAAGGAGAGGCGCUGUUAUCACAGAUGACGAACUACCUCUAUUUGGUGGAGGACUAUGUUGUAAAAUCUUUCAAUUAGUUAUAUUUCGAGAAAUAGUUCAAAUGUUGGGAGAUUUGGUCGAUUGCGCAAUUAACAACUUAACUGGAGGAUGCACCACUUCAACGACCCAAUGCCAAAGGUUAUAUUGUUGUUGAGGACAGUGCCGUUUUAUUCUCUGACUGACUGGUUAGCUGCUAGCUAGCUAGCCAACAGUUGGAGUAGCUAGCUAAUCUUAAAAAAUCACGUCUCCAACUGGCCUGCUAACCUAACUUAAUUUACGUUAAAAUGUAUUGUAAAGGAUUAUCUCGCUAGUUGAGUGUUUUUCUAUGCGUUAUUUGUUAAGCCUUUAUGCAACCAUAGGAACUGGGUUUCUGGGUAUUUUAUUAAGGUUAGCUAGUUAGCUACGAAUAGUCAGUCGCAUGCAGUAACUUGAGCCAAAAGUCUUACUUCAUCUAACAAAAAUGAGAUAGAAGGAAGACACCAAGUACAUUUCCCGCUGAUUUAGCGGCUCUGAAUUGGAUCGAAAGCUUUGUGUGUGAGGCCUGCAGGUCGGGCUUUCACCGGGCUAGAGUAGGGCCGUACGCCGCCUGUGAGCACUCUUAGGCCAGCUGCUAGGCUGGAGGCCGGGGAUUUCAAGAAAUGGAACGAAUGGAAGUGGACCAGUGCGCAGGCGCAACUACCGGGAGCGGAGGCGGGGCUCUUCGUAGAUCGAACAGCGCCCCCAUGAUCACAAGUGUCAGGUCAGUGAAAUUGAUAUUCUCUUUGAGUGAAUGCAAUUGUCUAAAUGUAAUUUAUGUUUUUCAUAUGUCUGCCUUGGAAUGACUGAGUAUUUUAUUGUAUUGUUUGUUUCUCUCCGUGUAACAGUGAUGGUAUGACAGUGUUCAGUCCAACUAGUUCAGCCCGGUAUCGGCGGAGCAGUGUCUCUGUAAACCCCAGCUGCCCUUAUCGGGUGAGUGUGUGUGUGUGUGUGUGUGUGUGUGUGUGUGUGUGUGUAUUCUGUCUCACUAAGUUGGUGUUGAAAUGCCUUCAGUGUUUUCUGAUUUGUCAAUCUCCAUGUAUUUCUGUCUGUAUCUGACUGCCUGUCUGUUAUCAUUCAGUAUUCUGUCAGGCUGACAAUAAUACCUCCAGUCUUGUUUCCACAGGCCAUCCCCCUGUCCCCUUUCUCAUUGGGUGGUGAGAGACCAGACCACAAAAGGCAGGUGAGGACAAGGUUAGGGAUAUUCUGGGCCUCUUCCCUCCAUUUGUGCCAAAUGCCUGCCUCUGAGUAAUGAUGCUGGUUUGAGUGUUUGCUUAUGUAUUAGCCAGUGUGUUAGUACAGUUCUGUGUGAGGUUAUCUUAUGUGAGUGCUCACAUUGGUGUUUCAGAGUGUGUGCAGCGUGCUGUAGUAUGUGUGGUGUAUGACCACUGACUGGAAGUUUGUAUUUUUGUUCCAGGAAGAGAAUAUGGAGAUGACACUCAGGGGUAGUCUUCAGAGACUAAGGUAAGGUAGUGAAACGCUGUACAAAUGCACAUGCAUACACACACACACACACACACACACACUACUAAGUGUGUUCUCUCUCUCUCUUGCUGUAGUGCUUCCAACCUGGUCCCUCCUCCUGUCAGUCACUGGCAUGACCAUUCAUCAGGGGUGAGUACUCCCACUGUGUUCUGCACGUGACUGUAGUGCUUUGUCAUACCAAAGCAUGGAGAGAGGAUUAAUGGAUGGAUGAUGAAUAAAUAGAUGGAUAAAGAGGCAUCUCACAUUUAUUUAUUUAUUUUGGUCCGCUGUCUUUCACAGGGAUUUAAUUCACAGGACAGUGGUGUCACACCCAAUUCGUCCCCUAGUCCAACUCGAAGGUGGUUUAGGGGGUGAGUUGAGUUCCACGCCGUAUGGCAAACUAAAUUGAGUGCAGAUUCAUUGCUACACUGACACUGUGUCCACACCAACUUAACACAAAAUGUGUCCCCUACCAGGCCUACAGUCAGUUCUACUGUGAGAUGGCCUGCCCUGACUCCACUGAAAAGGAAAGGUAAGAACGGUGCUUCAAGAAUAGUGCUUACUUUGAUCUUGGUGUGUGUGUCUCCUCUCCUUCAUCCUGUUGUUCUGUCAUGUAGGUGGAGUGGAGUCUGAUGGCCCGCCCAAGAAGCUGUUUGUUGCCGGGGUAACAGAUCCUGCUCACCGGACUAGUUACACAGUCAGGUGAGAACUAGAAACACACACACACUCUUGCAAAUAUGGUGCUAGCUGCACCUCUGUUAACCUCUCUUUCUAUUUUUCCUUCUUUCCCCCUCCCCCAGUGUGUCCCAGGCAUCUGCAGACUCUCCUACAGGUGGUGUGUCUGUGUGUGAUGGUAGUCCCCUGUCCCUGUCUCCUCCCCCCUCUUACCACCCCAACAUCUAGACAACCCAACACCAGGAGCCUAUCACAGACCAGGACUACAAUCAGUCAGCCUGUCAGGGCCCUGGAUCCCUCAACACUCCUACCAAAUCUUCAAAGCCCCACCCACCUAGUCCACCUAUCAGAGCCUGCGAAUCAACUCAGUAAGCCUAUCAGAUCCCUAGUUUCUACGCAAUCGGGCUAUCAGGGAUCACUCCUCUCUCUCAAACCAUCAGAGCCUUGGAGAAACAUAUUCCUUGGCUCCUGAAGUAAUCAGAUCUUGAUUUGUAAUCAAGAUAAUAUCUAGAUGUUAUACAAAGACUGGCACCCGUGCUUUGUUAAUCAGAAGGUUGCAGGAAAUGCCCUGCUAAAGGAAGUUGGUGAUCAGGUGACCAGCGCAUUGUAAGGUAGUGUCAGGGUGAAGAGAUUGUGAUGACAAUGUGAAAGCACUUAGAAAAUCGUUUGACUAACUUCUGGACUCACUUUUCGCUGUAGUUGACAUGUGGGUUGUGUUGUGAUAACCAAUAUCAACUAUGGUUGUCAUUUUCCUUGUUGGGAUUUUGUUUAUCUCAUAUCUAGAGGUGUUACUGGUACUGUAAAACAGAACAAGUUCUUCCAAUAGUCAAGAAAAGGCCUUGUCCGAAGUUGUGUUCAGAGGUAACGUUAUAUCCCACUGAACGGGACCCAAUAGUUCAGUAUUCUUUGAUAGUCCAGAAGUUAGAACUCAAACAUGAAACAUUAAGUCACCAGGGCAUCACAGUGGACUGCCGAGCCGGUGGUGGCUUUGAGCUUGUCGAUAUGUGAAUACGCGGCUAUGAGCAGGGCUGCCUUUAUGGCCCCCUCACUUUCUCUGGCUGUGGGGGUUUGUACUGUAAAUAUAGAUUCCCCAAGCAAAGCUCUGCCCAGAGGACCCUCACAAUCCUGGUCCUUAACAGCCCAAUCCUAAUGAUAGUUCUGCAUGAAUACUAGUAACUAAAAUGUUUAGCACAAAUCUGUCAUUGACAUGACAGGGCAAUUCCACAGUAUCAGAGUGACACAAACCACAUUUCCAUCCACAGUUUUUAUGCUAGUAAAGUCAUAUCGUAUAAAAAAAAUUACAACAGCUGUGAUGGUAGCAGGAAGUUUCAGUACAAUUUUAGAAAUGCCGACAGAUAAUUUGUUCGUUCGAUAUGGU
Molecule: messenger RNA, 3656 nt
Organism: Coregonus sp. 'balchen'
Lineage: Eukaryota; Metazoa; Chordata; Actinopteri; Salmoniformes; Salmonidae
Source: the annotation of a GenBank genome assembly